CAGAGUCCGUGUUGAAAGUCUUUUUUUCCGACGCCACGAUAAAUUGAAGGAAAGAGGCGAUGGCAGAUGAUGGUACAAACGUACCAGGUGUGUGUAAAAUUAAUAUUUCUUUGCGUUUUCUUUCCUCUGCUCUUAUAGAUUUCCGUAUUAUUUAGACAAAGAAUACUUUGGUGAUUGUUAAGACUUACAAAUCGUUAUACAUAUUACUGCGCUUUUCACAAACAUGCAAACUCUAAAGUUCAAAAGCCGCCUUCAUAAUUGCGUUUCUCGCUGCCGUCAAUCAUAAUUACGAUAACAAGCAACGAACCUUGAAACACAGAAACACACAAAACGGAUCGAAAUCCACCAAUCACAAACACAAACCUUGACCUCUUGAACCCGUUAAAGUAAAGUUUUGUUUCCCAAGAGGUCCGUUAAGAUGAUUGACGGCAGCGAAAAAUGCAAUCGUCAGUUGGCUUUUGAACUUCAGAAUUCACAUGUUUGUGAAAAGCGCAGUAACAUUUAAGACUCCCUCGAUGACUUGGAAAUGAACAAAAACGUGGCUUCACUUAACGCAUCCCGAAUUUUACUUUUUUUGUUUAGCGCAACGAAAACGAUGGCUUUUUCGAUCUUCCUCCAUCGUACAAAAAUGGCUGUUUAUUUCCAUGUCAAUUAUCUGCAGCAGCGGCAGCCAAGGUAGGUGUUCUUGAGGUUUUUUUUCUGACUCGACGUCAACAUAUACACUGCUUAUCUUUGAAGUUUAUACCGAUUUAAAAUAUUACAGAGGCGAGCUUUUCUUGCAGGCUACCCCAUUGGAUUGUAAACUGAAUGACUCAAGUCACUACGAUUAAUUUCCUCCAUAUCCCUUACUACUGUGAAUUAAGUUGUCUUGGAACGCUAAACUGUCAAACAGAAACAUUGAAGAGUUGAUUACGCUUUGAAUCUGACUGUAAAUCACUUCAGUCUUAAUCGAUUCCUCUUAACUUAAACAUAAACGUACUAGACCAGCUGCCCACCAUUCGCUUUUGAAUCUCUUGCUAGCUAAGCAUACGAGUUCACUAAUUGGAGAUUUCGGCCAGAUAUUAUGUGAAUAUACGAGGGUUUAAAAAUGGGCUUGAUCUAGAGGGUCGAACAUAACGCCAAAAGUUUGGUGAACAAGUAUACGAGUUAAGGUAUAUUCCUUUAUUAAAAUGACUAGUUAUGAGAAAAAAGCUACCUUUAUUCAGCUGCUAAAGGUGAAUUCUGUUUAAUUUUUCAAUACUCGUUCGACGUAAUGUUUAUUAAUUUAAUAGAACUACUGGAAUAUCAGUAUUUACAAUGCUUUUUCUAUCCUCUUCGUUUUUUAUUGAUUCUAAACUAGAAAUAUGAGUAUUGUGGAAUAAUUUCAAAUAAAGAUGAAAAUGCAAUCGUCAGCUGCAAGGUUAAGAUUCGUUUAAUUUCCGCGGGAAACUUAAUAAUCAGAGGGAAAAAAGAAUUAUUAGCUAAAUGUCUACCAGUCGGAUAGCUCCCUGUUGUUUUAUUUCAAGUUAUUGACAAAAAAUGUUUCUUAAAGAAUGACUGUUUUUUUUGUUUUUUGGUUCUAAAGGGGCAGAGUGGGAUAACGACGUAUUGGGCAUGGGCAAUGUUCUCGAAUUUUUCUUAACUCUUUAUUGCAUGCGUGAGGAGUCAUGGCAACAUCAGACUUUGCCAAAACCUCCCCAGAGACAAUUACUAGUGGCUUUAUUUCUGUUGGUGGUUGUUUUGGUAACAUUGCAAGAUUGUGGCUUUCAGACAAGGGUGAUCGAAUUGUUAUGUAAAAUUAGCCAAAAUUAUCGAUAAACUCAACCAGGCAAUUUUACCAAACGUUGCCUCCUUUGUACGUAGGUGUCUAAAAAUCGAAAAAAUACAAAAUAAGUCAGUAUUACUCGCACGUAAACAAAACAGACUUUUAAGGGUUUAUAUUUUCUCUCUGGAAACAUGCUGCAUACAUUCAUCAAAUAGUCAUCGGAUUGAUUAUAAGAUCAAGCGGAUUUUUUUUAGAAGUUUUUUUUGUUUGUUCUAAAGUUUUUGUUUCAAAUGCUAUUUCUCAUUUGUAUUUUAUUUUAUGACGCAUUUUUAAAUUUGUCACUUAAUAAAAUGACUUAACGCAGCCGAUAUAUCCACCAAGGUCUUGAUUUAGAAAAAUACUUUAUUAGAAGUAUAGACUAAUUACAGAAGCUUCGUCAAUGAGAAAUGUGCCCUGUCGUUUCUUUCUAAAACUCAUUUGAGGUAUUAUAUUUUAUUCAUGUUGUCUAGAACUUCCAAUAUUCGGUCGUCUUCCUUUAGCUUGUGGCUUCUCAAAUUUCUAGAGAUUGACAAUCGAUCACAGGCUUUCUCAACUUUUUGCUAGUUUGGUAUUCUCAGGAUCUGAAAGACAUUUUUCUACUCUAAAGUGGUCUUUUACGAAUAAAAAGUUUAAUAAAUCAUAUUUCAGCAUACAGAAUGCGACCUCUAGUUUAAAAAUAGGGUACGUUCCUUCUGGCCAUCUAAAAUCGGAUUUUACGAUCAAAACUUCGAUUUUACGUUUCAUUGAGAACUAAACCAAUCUUAGAUUGCAAUCUGAACGAUCCAACUUCGCACUCGGAUCGUUCAGAUUAGUAUCUCAAUCUUGUUUUUCAGAUUUUUGUUCCAUUUAUCGAAACCACUCUUCGAUCGCUUGAAUGAGCUCGUUCAUCAGGUGAUCAUGAUGAUCUAGGUCAGUUCGGGCAAACGUUUUUUAUACCCGUCCGUUGUCCUAUCGCCAGAACUUAAGAUUGUUGUGUUUUAACGCAACAGGGGCAUCCAACCGUCAAUUUUUGGAAAAUAUCUGUUCGUAAGACGAUUUGAGAUCUAGAAUUUUCGGAACAUUUCUUGCAAAAUUUCUUGCUUGCCUGCCUCUCCUAGGAUUUUCGAACAUCUAAAAAUGGUAUCAUUUCCCAUUUUUAACGGAUUUUUACCCUAAAAAGGUCACCUAGAAUUUUUGGGAGCCUUUUCUUUGGCUGAAAUUUUCUAAAAGGUAAGUUUUGAUCCCUAUAGUUUUCGGAUCAUUAGACUUUCAGCGACGAAAUCCGAACAGAUGAAAAAUUUUAGGAGAUAAAAAUAUGCCUAUAUCUACCGUUUAAAUUCUAAAAUACGUUAAACAAUGCUAUGUUUAGUGGUUUUGAGCUAUAUUCUCGUUGGGUGCCCCUGAUGCAAGUUGCACAAAAACUCUAGAUCGGCAAAUAAACGAAAAUGCUUGGAGGUUCUCUCGGUAAAAUAUUCAACGGGUGUUUAGGGCGCGCCGCGCCUCUCAGCAUUUGAGGUUUCGUAGUUUUCUUCUGAAUUUGUUUAUUAUAAAUUCCAGGCAGAUAAUUUACGGUUAAUGAGUCCGAACAUCAACCUCUACUCGUUAAAAAGGAGCAUUCCCUUCCAUUUCUCUACGAGAAGACGCUUCUUAAAAGAGAACAAAUCAAAAACGGUGCCAGGAAAUUGCGAAAAAUGGUGUAGCAACCAACUACUGUUUAGAUCAGUCUUUUUCCACAUUUUUGUUCCGGUUAGCACGCCGAAAGUCCAAUCGGAAAAGCUUUCUUCAGAGGAUUUAAAGGUCACGUCUGUAGGUAUUAACUGGCUGGUUUAGAUCCAUGUCGUUUAUUUUGUUUCGUCGUAAUUUCCUUCUCCAUACGUUAAGGGGAAUAGGUACGAGCUUUCGGCGCACUGUUUUCUGUGAUCCUGCGGGUGGAACAAGCGUUAGUUAUGAUUCACAGAUAGUAGUCAUGAUCAAGGCAACUAUAAACCAAUCAUAAGUAACUCUUGUCCACCUAAACGAUCCCACAAAUCAUUGCGCCGAAAGCUGGUAUGCGUUUCUCUCAUAGUUUCCGGAGUGGGGAGUUAAUUGCCAAGCAACUUUCUUGGAAUUUAUCGUAAUAGGCCACUCGGACGGCCAGACGGUCGUUUUAAACGUUAAACAGGCUCUCCUCGAGUUUUCGCUAAAAACCUAUCACUGCCGCCGUGCAUACCAGCACAAAUCUUAGCUACUGAUUGCAUGCAGUUAAUUUUUAUCAGUUCUUUUUCGUUUAGUGUUCUUGAAAGCACAAGAAAUAAAAAUUUGUUUUGCUUCGUAGUGGGUGCCUCGCAGUAUAUGACGUAUUCAACUAUGGAGAUUGUGAACGAAACACAGUCCAUCAAUUUGAGUGACAUCUACAUGACCGCGACUGUAAGCAGUGAAAGAAAUUAUACGUCGCCAGUUCUUAGCAGUGAAAACUCUGCAUCGAUCUCCUCCACACCUCCUCUUCCAUCCAAUUGCUACCGCGUGUGUGUGUGUAACCAUUCCACAGGCAAGUAUCGUUAAUGUUUGUACAUCGUUUUACGAUUUAAGGAAAACUGUAACUGGAAGCAGAGGACAUUUACUUCUCCACAGAAAGAGAAGGUGAAUAUCUGUAAUUCUUGAAGGAAAAGUAUGGAGAAGAAUCUGGAGAAUUCGAAUGUGCACUGGCCUGGGGCUUAAGAGAAAAAUGGACAAAAGGAAUUUUGACGAGGGUGACUAGUUGCGUUCACAAGCCUCGACUCCUCUCCCGCUUAUGUUAUUCUGCUCAACUAGAAAACCAACGAACUUCUCUAGACCUGUACUGGAAAUAAUUAAUGACAUGUUAAGCCCAAUUUGUAUAUUUAUAAAUAAAUGUACUUACUUUACAGUGUAUUAUUCGACAUCGAUGGAUUACAACAUGUCAGAAAGCUCUUCUUAUGGAAUCAACAUGACACAGAGCUAUAAUAUGACGCAGAGCCAUAGUAUGUCCCACAACUACAACAUGUCCACUCUGUCAGUCAAUUUGACCUCAUCUGACGUAAGCAUGAACCCAACACCUUCAAGCGUGAAUAUAUCGUACACAGCAAGUGUCAAUGCCACAACA
Molecule: messenger RNA, 4862 nt
Organism: Porites lobata
Lineage: Eukaryota; Metazoa; Cnidaria; Anthozoa; Scleractinia; Poritidae
Source: the annotation of a GenBank genome assembly